Molecule: messenger RNA, 2769 nt
Organism: Nasonia vitripennis (jewel wasp)
Lineage: Eukaryota; Metazoa; Arthropoda; Insecta; Hymenoptera; Pteromalidae
Product: minor histocompatibility antigen H13
Exons: 6
Coding region: 542-1657 (371 amino acids)
Biological process (GO): membrane protein proteolysis
Cellular component (GO): membrane; lumenal side of endoplasmic reticulum membrane; cytoplasmic side of endoplasmic reticulum membrane
Molecular function (GO): aspartic endopeptidase activity, intramembrane cleaving
Source: RefSeq, a predicted model, not a curated record
AUUUUCAUAUAUAGCCAUAAGCAGCCAACACAGCAGGGCAUAGAAGCGAGAGAGGAGCUGCAGAUCAGGACAAGCUAUUCGCUCUGUGUACAAUUUACUAUCAGCGCCAAUUUUGGCGGCAACGCUGAGAACUGUUGGUUUGCUAUAAAAUAUAUUGGCUGAUAUGGAGAGAUAUUUUUUGUCAUUUUCCCGCAUAUAAGCUACAAAUUUUUGCAACCGUUUAGUUUCGAGGGCGGCCACCAAAUAAUUUAUGGAGAGUAUAAGCCGUAUAAGUGUAGUACAAAAUAAUACUAAUACAGUACAGCUGAUAGUAUACAGGUGUAGCUUUAUACGUAGAGACUGUAUACACUGUACAAAGUAGUUAAUAUAUAUAAGUACUCUACACAGUACACGUCUCUCCCCGACUCUACAGUCUACACAGCUCGAUCUCUCUGUGACUCUUGCUCACUCAGGCACUCGGCUCCAGUGACCAGUCACCUCACAGCAGCGUGCUCCAAGAGGGAGCAGACAGUUCGAGUUGUGACGACGCGGCGCUUGCAAGAUGGCAGAUACGGUGAACGAGAUCGUGUCCGCGGAGAACCUGACCGAGUAUGUGCAGAACGCGACGGCGAAGGUGCCCUCGACUCCCGAGGGCAUGUUCAUCGCCUACAGCAGCCUCGUCAUCAUGGCCAUCCUGCCGAUCUUCUUCGGCAGCUACCGUUCCGUCAGGCACCACCGGGAGCAGCAGAAACACUUUGAGACCAGCGGGGAAAAGCCCGAGACCAUGAGCCGCAAGGACGCUGCCAUGUUUCCCUUCAUCUCCAGCAUAGCGCUCUUCGGACUCUACGUCUUUUUCCAGAUAUUCUCCAAGGACUACAUCAAUCUGCUGCUCACUGGAUACUUCUUUUUCCUUGGAAUCUUGGCCCUCUGCCAUCUCUCAAGCCCACUCAUCACCUCACUGGUGCCUGCUGCCAUUCCCAAGACCCAAUACCAUCUGCGUCUCACGGGAAACAGUGACGACAUCAUCAACUACAAAUUCAAUCUGCACGAUAUUGUUUGCCUGGUUUGCUGCUCCAUGUUCGGAGGUUGGUAUUUACUCCAGAAGCACUGGAUUGCUAACAAUCUGUUUGGAAUUGCCUUUGCAAUCAAUGGAGUCGAGCUUUUACACUUGAACAAUGUUGUUACUGGUUGCAUUUUAUUAUGCGGACUCUUUGUCUAUGACAUUUUCUGGGUCUUUGGCACCAACGUUAUGGUCACGGUGGCCAGAUCUUUCGAGGCUCCCAUUAAGCUAGUCUUUCCUCAGGAUUUGCUGGAAAAGGGGCUCAAUGGCAGCAACUUUGCCAUGUUAGGACUAGGAGACAUUGUUGUUCCUGGGAUUUUCAUUGCACUGCUGCUUAGGUUCGAUCACAGUCUCAGCAGAAAAUCCAAUACCUACUUUUAUUCAACAUUUUUUGCCUACUUUAUGGGACUGCUUGUUACGCUGCUCUUCAUGCAGUUGUUCAAUCACGCUCAACCUGCUCUGUUGUAUUUGGUACCUGCCUGUUUAGGAACUCCGCUCUUGGUUGCUCUUGUGAAGGGCGACUUGAAAGCUUUAUUCUCGUAUGAGGAUCAUCCAUCGGAGACUGCUGAAGAGGACAAGAAAGAAACCACACAAACAGGCAGUAAAAAAGAAAAAUAAAAACAGUUUUUUUACUGAUGAUAAACGUGAUAAUGUAUAAAACGUCGACACGUUUAAAGAAACGAGUCCACGUUUGAUACCUAUAAUGACAGUUGUCUCUCGAUGAGACAGGAAUCAUCAACUUGUGGAUACUUGUGUGUGUAUGUAUGUACAUUGACAUCAGUUGUCUAUCACAGAUCGCAGCCAUAGUGGCUGAGGAAGUAUUGAUGUUACUUCCUUUAAGAGUGUAUAAUUUUGAUGAAUGCUUUUUUCCUUACCAAUUUUUUAGCAUUAUGAAUAAUAGUUUGUUUCCUUUACACCAUUGUUUCCAAGAGUUAAAAAAUUGAUAGUAGGAAAGAUUCUUAGAUUAUCAAGUUUCUCAAGCAUCAUCCUUUGAUCUAAUGAAAAUCAUUCCACGACUAUUGAAAUUAAAACUUUGAUAUAAAACAAUAGCCUAAAUUUCACGAACCUAUUUUUUUGUCAACUACUUAUUCUCUAUUAGAAUGUCUAAGAAGAAAUAUGUUUGCCAAAGUAUAAUCAGCUAUACAUGGAAACUGUUGGCGAUUAAAUGAUUACUAUUACAAAUUAUUUGUAUUUAAACAGUUUUGAAAAAAGUGUAAAGACAAUUAAUAAUUAAGCAAAUCUUUAUUUUAAUGAGAUAGUCCUAACAGAUGUGUUCAUCAAUAAUUGAACGACUUUUUUAAUUUACAUCGUGCAAUGCUGAUGUAAUUAUUAUUCUUUGUUUACUUUUUAUCGAUUGAUGUAUAAAUUUAUAUUACGAUUGUAUUGUACUAUAAUUUAACACAGGGAUAACUGAUAGAUUUUUCUGAACAUUUCAAUAGUCUGGAUCUGGACAAUACGUGUUCAAGUUUUUAAAAAACUCUCUUAGAGUAAUUGUUUUGUUCAUUCUAGUUCAACACUCUGUCAAACCUAUUGCAUUUUGCAUCAAAAAUGGAAAACGUAUGUGGCUGAUUGAUUGUAGUGGAAAAAAGGUCAUUAUUUUCCAUUAUUGAGCGAAAAAUCUCGCGCACAAUAUUUAUGAAUUUAUCUUCCGCAAAAUUAUAAGACUUUAUGAAACUGAAAAUAUAGCAAAAUGCCAAUCAAGAAAAUAUACUAAAUGCGAUUCAAGUCUU